GGAAGCGAAUGCAAUCCAAGUGAUCUGACAGGCACAAAGUCAUGUAAUGACGGAGACUGCCCUGAAACUUGCAAUGAAGGAAUAGCUAUUCCUUGGAAUAAUGGACUUAGCUGCAUAUGCCCUCCACACAAGCAAGGACCACAGUGUGCUGAAGAUGUCGUUGGUGUUUCCAGCUGCGGAUGUCAGUGGACAGUAAAUAGUGAUGCCUGCGCCUCUGACCCUUGCCUUGGACAAGGUUCAAUUUGCAUGAACACAUUCGGUGAUAACUAUAGAUGUCUCUGCCCACCUGGUUCGUCUGGUGAACGGUGUGAACAAGGUACAUUUUGCUUCCAGUGCUCAAGCUAUAGAUAUGCUAAAAGGACAUGUGAACCAAUGGCUCGUGCCCCUGCCUACAUACGUGAUGCAACUCUCAGACUACCAGUAUUGAAUAAGCAGAUAUCAAGACGAAAAUGUACUUCUGACUUAUGGGGUACGGACCAGUGGUCCUCACGAAAACUAUGGGUCAAUGGUGGAUGCAGGGCCAAAUUUUGCGUAACAUAUUUCAAGUUCGACAAGGACUCGGCUAGGAGAGGCACGUCAGCUAAAAUAAACUAGAUUGUUUCUAAUCAUACAGUGAUUUUUG
Molecule: messenger RNA, 622 nt
Organism: Owenia fusiformis
Lineage: Eukaryota; Metazoa; Annelida; Polychaeta; Sabellida; Oweniidae
Source: the annotation of a GenBank genome assembly